AUGGGUCGAUUAAAGGAAGAAAAUAGUGAACAUUCGGUGCCUAACAAGAGGCCAAAAACGACAAUAACAAAAAAUCUCGCAAAAAUCAGAGAACUUUUGGGGUUUAUUAAGCAAGAGCCAGUAGAUGACCAAGAAAAUCGAAUGGAAUGUUCUGAAAAAUCUUUAAAUGUUCAGUCAAAAGUCAUCAAGGAACAACAGGCUAAACAAGAUCUUGAGAUUGUCCUUGAACCACAAUGGAAAGAUUUUACCGAAACACAAAACAUUCGUGAAUGUCGAGUUGUUUUAAAAGACAUAGAUAUGGAUAUGGACCAAUUUAAACAUUUAGAAAUUGAAAAAUUUUCAAAUUACAGCAACAGCAACAAAGAUCAUGUCAAUAAAUCCAUCAAGUUGCGUCCAAAAAUCCAUAAAAAUUUAACUUCAUAUUUAUGUGGACUUUGUGGAUGUAAAUUCAAAAACAUCGGUCGACUAGAUGUUCAUAUGAGACUUAAACAUAAUUUUGGAAGGAAUCAUGAAUUUAUUUGUGAUUUUGAUGGACGGAUUUUCACAAACAAGUCAUGCUUUAAUGCUCACAUGGGAAGUCAUCGAUCGAAUGUUGUUUGUGAAAUUUGUAAGCUUGAAAUGAAGUUUCUGUCAUUAAAGGAUCACAUGAUUGCAGUCCACUCAGACAAGAGGAAGUACAAGUGUCAUCUUUGUCCAAAAAACUUCAAAUUGCCGAGUGUGCUUAAGAAUCAUUUGAGGAGUCAUGACAAGCAGUUUGAAUGUAAAAUUUGUGGCAAGAAAGUUAGAAAUGGUCAAGAUUUGAAAUUUCAUAUUAAGCAGUUCCAUGAGAAUCCGAGAAGCUUUAAAUGUGAAAUUUGUGAAAAAGGAUUUUUUGACAAAGGAAAUUUAAAAAAGCAUUUAAAGACGCAUGACAAGAACAGAGACAAAGCUUACAAAUGUGAUCGAUGCAGCUACUCAAGUGACAACAAGGCACACUACAAACUACAUCAAGAUUAUCAUACACGAUGGGAUGCAAAAGUUGGAAAAGAUGCUAUAAAAUGCCCAAAAUGUUCGGUCAUGUUUAAGGAUAAAAAGCAUUUGAGUGCCCAUAUUGCUGUUGUCCAUCCAAAAGUUUUAUUUCAAUCUAUCAAAUCAAGUCAAACUCAAUCAAAAUCAUCAAAAACAAUGUCAAGGAAAAUAUCUGAAUUCUUCAGACCUCCGCAAAGUGUGUCAUAUCCAACUAGAAUCACAAAUAAUCUUCAAAUCAAAAUUGAACCUGAAGUUUAUUUUGAAAUUGACUUGGACGAUGUUGAAGGAAUAAAAUCCAAACUUCCAGCAUCAAUUAGCAACAAAUCUCAACAAUUUGACUCAAAAGUAAUAAAAACUGAAGCACACGAAGAACAAAUUCAACUGAAAUCUGCAAAAUAUUUAAACAUCCAAGAAGAUAAAGCCAACAAAAUUCCAGUUAACAUCAAAUCUAAGCAAAAACAAAACGUUCGAUUCAAUUUCCCGCCAAAAUCUCAUCAGAAUAAGUCAUUUCAAUGUGGAUUUUGUAAUUGUACAUUUAAACUCAGCGGCAGACUUGAAUUUCACUUAAAAAAAUUCCAUAAUUUUUUACAAGCUAGCUCGUUUGUGUGCGAUUUUGAUGGGAAAAUCUUUGAUAAAAAAUACGGCAUUAUCGCUCACAUGAGAAGUCAUAAAUCGAAUGUGAUUUGUCAAAUUUGUAACAUCGAAUUGAAGUUUUUGUCUUUAAAAGGUCACAUAAAAUCAGUUCAUACAGACGAGAGGAAGUACAAAUGUUAUAUUUGCUCAAAAAGCUUUAAACUAUCCGAUGUUCUUCUAAAUCAUCUAAAUAGUCACAACAAGAAGUUUGAAUGUAAAAUUUGUGGUAAGAAAGUUAGAAAUGGUCAAGAUUUGAAAUUUCAUAUUAAGCAAGUCCACGAGAAUCCGAGAAGCUUUAAAUGUGAAAUUUGUGAAAAAGGAUUUUUUGACAAAGGAAAUUUAAAAAAGCAUUUAAAGACGCAUGACAAGAACAGGGACAAAGCGUACAAAUGUGAUCGAUGCAGCUAUUCGAGUGACAACAAGGCACACUACAAGCUCCACCAAGCAUCUCAUGCACGAUGGGAUGCAAAAGUUGGAAAAGAUGCUAUAAAAUGCCCAAAAUGUUCGGUCAUGUUUAAGGAUAAAAAGCAUUUGAGUGCCCAUAUUGCUGUUGUCCAUCCAAAAGUUUUAUUUCAAUGUGACUUGUGUGCGAUGUAUUCCAAAACAAAAGCUAACUUCGAGAAGCACAUGAGAGUGGUCCAUUUAAGAAAUAAGAAGGAUAUUGAAUAA
Molecule: messenger RNA, 2310 nt
Organism: Chironomus riparius
Lineage: Eukaryota; Metazoa; Arthropoda; Insecta; Diptera; Chironomidae
Source: the annotation of a GenBank genome assembly